AUGGCGGCAAAAUUUGUUUUUCCUUCGUACACCAAAAUCGUCUUGACACCUCGACAGUUUUCGAAAAACGUGCCGUUUAUUACAAAGAAGUUAUUUCUUAAUUCAAGAAGAAACAGAUCUACAUCAAAUUUUUCGUAUCCUCUUUCAGAAACUUUAGAGAAAGUCAAGGAAUCACUGGCCUCGAUUGCCAAUGACAAACUCCCAAGGAAAACCACUAGCGUGUUUGUAGGAACAGGGCAAUACUACGAUCAUGAGACCAACGAAAGAAUAGUUGUAAUAUCUCUUGGAGAAAAUGGAAACUUAGAGCUACCGAUUGUCCUUCACGAUACCUCCCUUCCUCGCGGUGAAGUUGAUAAACUGGAGAAGAAACUGAACUCUUUGUCAGAGGUGGGUUCCGUUCAUUCUGGCGAGUUAGACAGCGUGCAAGACUCUCCCUGGAAAUUUGGAUUUGCUUGUAAACCUUCGUUUUCUAUCUUCUCGACCUCUGGAUUUUGCUGUCAAUUUCAACAUUCAAGUGUAGAAGGAGAGUGCUUUAGAAUCUUUGAUGAACAUAUGCAUUUGCAUGAAGAUGUACCUCUUUCAGAGAUAGAGCAUAUCCAAGUUUCGCUGUCUCCAGAGCCAUGGGAGGAGAGGAAACUACAACUCAAAAUGAAGAAUGGAGAUUUAAUUAGUGUUCUGGAAGACUAUGAAGAGAACAUCUCCAAUGAAAAUGGUUUGGCUUCCCUGAUGCUAACCACUGAAUGGAUGGUGAAGGCUGCUGGACAUAUGUGUGUAACAGCCAGACAGUUUGGAGCCACCACAGUUUCUCUCAAACUUCCUUCUGUACUUAGAGCUGAUGUCAAUCCAUGGGUGGCAAUGAGAAACAAGAUCUGGGCAGAGAAAAACAGUGAGAGUUGAGAACAGGAGGAAUGGGCUCCAUUGACAAACACAGGGCACAAACUGUAAUAUCCAAGACAAAAAAUACAUGAAGAUAUCACCAUCAAAGGAAGCUGUGUGAUCUAUACCAAAAGUUUUCUAACUGGAGAUGCUGAGUGAGUAGCUUUUGAGACUUUGUCUUAUUUUUAUCUGAUAUAAAUUUAUGCUCUGGUUAUCCUAUAGACUGUGGUUUAUAUUCCACUUCCAUUGAAAUGUUUUCCUCUUGUUAUUACCAAUAGGUUAGUAUUUUGGUUAGUAUUGAAAAUUUGAACAACUUCUCCCUGUGCAUGCAACUACUAUCUUGAAUAUUCCUCUGAUUUUUGUCAUACUACGCAGUUUAAGUGAAUGAUAUAUAUUGUAAAUUGCCAUUUGAAGUGAAGUAAAAGUCUUACCACAUUUUCACUUUACGCACCUGUACACACUUGUACAUAAAGAGCAUUACUUGCAAAAGGGGAAGAUAAUUGAAAUGGGUGUUAGAAAUGUUUAUCAUGUUUAUCACAUGUACUUUGCACCUCCAAUCAGUUGAUUUUACACAUAAUAUAUAGUGACUAUACAAAUAUGCUGAGUAUGCAAAUUACUAUGUAAAUGAAAUCAUUCAUUAAUUUGCUAGCAGUUGGUAAUUUUGAGAUUACUGCAAAAUGAAAAUUUAUUUUACGCUAAGAAUAAACUUCUUUGUUUUAUUGAUAGACAUGAAUUU
Molecule: messenger RNA, 1612 nt
Organism: Pocillopora verrucosa
Lineage: Eukaryota; Metazoa; Cnidaria; Anthozoa; Scleractinia; Pocilloporidae
Source: RefSeq, a predicted model, not a curated record